Messenger RNA from Antechinus flavipes (yellow-footed antechinus), 1449 nucleotides. RefSeq names its product complement C1r subcomponent like (gene C1RL). Lineage: Eukaryota; Metazoa; Chordata; Mammalia; Dasyuromorphia; Dasyuridae. Gene Ontology annotation, biological process: zymogen activation. Bases 194 to 1285 code for a protein of 363 amino acids. Gene Ontology annotation, cellular component: blood microparticle. The record is from RefSeq and is a predicted model, not a curated record. The transcript is spliced from 5 exons. Gene Ontology annotation, molecular function: serine-type endopeptidase activity.
UACUCUUCCAUUGCCAGAGACGAAUAAAUUCACUUGCUCGGCCUACGGAGCACUCACCGGAAGCCUGCCUUAUAGCCUGGAUUUGCCAGAUUUCUCAGUCAAUUGGAUACACAUGAUCCAGUUUAGUGGAGAACUGGAAUUUGUUUGAGGGAAUUAUCUCAAUCACAGGAAUUUUUCACCCUGGCAGAAGAAAAUGAAGUUGUCUUUCUACACAAUCUUCUCCAAUCUGGAAAAUUGUACUGCCAUCUUCUUCAAGGGUUUCCUGGUCUACUAUCAAGUUGUAGUCAUGACCUGCAGCUCUUCCCAAAACCUGUCCCAUUGUGGUUUUGAGAAUGUUACUGAGUCUGGAGAAGAUACCUACCAAGAUAAGAUCUCUUCCCCAUGCCAUGAGCCAUAUUACAAGAUAGUACCUGCCAUGGACAAUAGCCAGCCUUUACCUGAAAUAUUCAACGAUUCAACUCAGGACAUCUGGAAUGACAGAAAGGGAAAUGGGAAGAUUCUUCAGUGUUCACCUGUGUGUGGACAACCAUCCAUCCCUAUUGACCAGGAUCAGGGGGCCCUGGAUACAUCCAAAGCAAAGCUGGGAAACUUUCCAUGGCAGGCACUCACCAUCAUUUAUGGACGUGGAGGAGGAGCUUUACUUGGGGAUCGCUGGAUCCUCACAGCUGCCCAUACCAUCUACCCCAAGGAGAGCUUCUUUCAAAAGAACCAAACUGUGGAAGUUUUUCUAGGACACACAGACCUAGAGGAAAUCAUAAGGCUGGGGACUCACUCUGUCCGAAGGGUCAUUGUACACCCUGACUACCGUCAAGAAGAACCAAACAACUUUGAGGGUGACAUCGCACUAUUGGAAUUAGAGAACAGAGUCUCCUUGAACCCCAAUAUCCUCCCCAUCUGUUUGCCAGACAGUGAGACUCUCUACAACAGUGGAUUGAUAGGCUACGUCAGUGGCUUUGGGAUGGAAAGAGGCCGAUUGGUUAGCCAGCUGAAAUAUGUGCGACUGCCCAUUGCCAAGCGAGAGGCUUGUGAGAACUGGCUUCUGGAGAAAAAUAGAACUGAAGUAUUUUCCUCAAACAUGUUCUGUGCUGGAGAUAGGACCUUAAAGCAAGAUGCCUGCCAGGGGGACAGUGGAGGAGUCUUUGCUGUGUGGGACAAUACUACAGAGCGUUGGAUGGCCACAGGAAUUGUGUCCUGGGGCAUUGACUGUGGAAAAGGUUUUGGCUUCUACACCAAGGUCCUCAAUUACACGGACUGGCUCAAAGGAAUAAUGGAAGGGGAGGCCUGAGCCUCUAGGCUUGCUCUAGUCUUGGCUCAAAAAUCACCAUAGAUUUGAGGUUCUCAAAAUGUGGUUUCAGGGAAAACUCAAAGUCAAAAAUAUUUUCAUAAAAAUACUAAGCCAUUUGAAUUCUAAUAUGGUAAAUAUCAAUAAAUAUAACCUACAAAAAGUUA